Messenger RNA from Kwoniella mangroviensis CBS 8507, 1578 nucleotides. RefSeq lists its product as uncharacterized. NCBI's taxonomy places the organism in Eukaryota, Fungi, Basidiomycota, Tremellomycetes, Tremellales, Cryptococcaceae. Bases 1 to 1578 code for a protein of 525 amino acids. The transcript is spliced from 12 exons. The record is from RefSeq and is a predicted model, not a curated record.
AUGGUGAGCUGUCUCGUUAUUCAACUGGCUACAUAUAGCUCACAAAUCCCCAAGAUCUCUGCAGCCGCGCUGUGGUGUCUUUCCAUACUCGUUGGACAGGUCGUAUCUUCACCAUUACACCAUCAGCAACAACCCUUCCUACCGUUUAUAUCAUCUACAGAACACAUAGCGGACAUUACUGGGCAGAACAACGAUGAUUUAAUUCUGGAUUUGUUACGACAAUAUGCACCAGUGUUCAAAUUAUCAGAAUUGGAAGCUUUUUUCCCUUCUUCAAUAGAGUACAUGUUCCCUCAUUACAACUUUACCGAAUCCCCUUCAGGUGAAAUACGACCUACCAACCAUUCUGUUAUAAAUCGAUCACAUCUCGACGAACUGCCAUCGAACGGAGGGGGGCUGUAUCUAUCGAUAAAUGAAUCCCAUAAUCCACAGCCUUUUUUAGAUGAAGAAUCGGAAUAUCUCUUUGGGCCUUAUGGACUGAAUGAUACGAUGCCUGAUGAUCGGAGGGGUAGGGUAGAAGAGGAAGUAUAUGGGUUCGGAGUAGAUCAGGGUGAUGGUGUGGUAGAUCUAUGGUAUUGGACAUUCUACCCUUUUAAUUUCGGGAAACCAGUCGGACCAUUUGGUAUAUUAGGGAAUCAUGUGGCCGAUUGGGAGCAUCUCAGAAUGAGGACAGUGAACGGGACACCGAUAUCAGCAGAUUAUACCACGCACACUGGUGGUCGAUUUAGUGCAGGCACGUACCGAUGGGAAGAAAUAGAGAAAGUGGAUGGUAGACCCGUGGCAUACGUCGCAGCUGGAAGUCAUGGUGUAUGGCCCGAACCAGGUGACCACAUAUAUGCGAAUGUAGGAAAGCUGUUCAAAUUGGUGGAUAUCACCGACGACGAAGGACCUAUAUGGGAUACGAAAGGUCAUGUCGUCCCUGCUAUCUAUUGGGAUAACUCACAGAAUCGCAGGAAGUUGUUUCAUCAUGGUGAUUUGAGUUGGUUGAACUAUAGAGGUAAAUGGGGUAAUAGAGGUGAAAAUGAUUGUUGGUGGCAUAGGAUAGUAGGAUAUUGUCAGGUGGUAGAUGCUCCCUGGGGUCCAAAUAGGAAUUUUGGUAUACCUACAGAGUGUAUACUAGCUCCUCUCACAACGGAAUUCUCUACGUAUAGAUUUAGAUUCGCUUCUAAUGUAUUGGAUUGGGCAAAGAACCAUAAUAUAGAGUUGGUCAAGAUUGAACAGAUAUGUGUUAGACCCAAGACGAAUCCUGAUGACCCCGACGAUCCCGACGAUCCGGAUGAUCCGGAUGAUUUGAAUGUUGAGUUGUAUGAUGAUGAGAUGGAAGGUAUAGUUGAGAUACAGAAUGUUAAGAGUAUAAUAGGAUACAGGGGCACCGAGAAACAUACCGUUACAAUGGAUCCAUGUAAAGGAAGACGAUUUGCUGUUAGAGCAUACAAGUUAUCUUUGUGCCUCUUAAACGGACGAUGCAUAUCGACAUCGAACGAAAGGAAGAUAUGUACGUAUGAACUACAAAAGAAGGGACACUCGUUUGGGAGUGCGGUGGACUUGAAUGAUAUAGACGAUUGGAGAUGGGAUUAUUAG